Molecule: messenger RNA, 1218 nt
Organism: Auanema sp. JU1783
Lineage: Eukaryota; Metazoa; Nematoda; Chromadorea; Rhabditida; Rhabditidae
Source: the annotation of a GenBank genome assembly
AUGGAUUAUGGCGGAGCCGUUAAUGUUGACAACGAAAAAGCAUUUGCCCUAAACGACAGUUUGAAUUAUUUCCAAGGUGCCGAUGCUCCGUUCAAAUUUUCAACUGAUGUCCCGCAUCAAUCGAGUCAUCCUUUCCUCAAUCUCGACGGCUACAGUUCUUUUCUUCAAUCUAACCCAUUACAUCGUCGAGUAGAAUACGCAGGUAAAAUGAAUCAUCAGCGGUUUGAAGCUUGGGACUCUAGUUAUAUUCCAUAUGAAGAUGUUGAGGGAAACAUCAAAAUUGAAGUGUCCUGGGAAAAAUUUGGCUGUUGUUCUGCUUGCUGCUGCUCCCACGAACUCUGUGGACUGUAUGCUUCUAUGAAAAACUGUAAAUCUGUGUUUUCCAAAAAAAUUCGAAAAGGAUAUUUAUCUAUCAAAAAAUUAGACCCGAAGCGGAAGGUGUCACCAGAAAACUUGAAUAAUUUUUUCUCCGUAUCUCCUUAUAUGGAUGCAGGGAUUCCGUUGUAUUCAACUGUUCUUGACUCAUUGAUGAUUCAUACUAAGAUAGAGUCCUGGAAAAGCUCUUUCAAUAAGAUAAAUAAAAUCACUUCAUAUAAAGGUAUGGGUGUCUAUAUUGAAGAAAAGUCUUGCGCGAAUGAUCGUCAGAAGUUGGAUUGUUUUGAACUUGCUAAAUGUAAAAAGGUUUUGUUAAAAACUGAAGAAGACGAGAAAACAAAGCUGCAAGGAGCUGAAAAUGACCCGUGUGCCGAAAUCAACAUAACUUCUAUAAUUAUCAAAGAAGGCCAAUCUUUGUACAGAGUUCGAGAAGGCGAGAAUUAUCGCAUUCAAUUGGAUUCCCUAAUAUUCAACACAGAUCAAGGUGUAAAAUGGAAAAUUUCUCUUGAUUUUGUUCCGAAUUAUCGUAGCAAGCAGGACUGUUCUGAACAGGAUCGUUCUGUUCAUCCAAACGGGAAGGAUUUAUUACUAAUUGGUUUAUCUCGUCGCGAUAUGAAUAAAAGAAUUGAAGCCAGUACGCUUGAUGGCAUGAAAGUCCGAUUCGAGCUUAAGAAUGUGAUAGAUAACACUGCCGAUGGUUGGAAAACAUUCACCGUUGUGAUUUGGGCUGCUCUGAUAAUCAUUUUUUUUAGUUUCAUAAUGAUGUUUGUUAUUGUUAUUGAAGGAACAAAAACCAAGAGAAUCAGGAGAAUUCUGCAUAAUAAAGCCGAAGAGGCUAAAUAG